Olea europaea var. sylvestris is the source of this 1557-nucleotide messenger RNA. Its product is annotated as AAA-ATPase At2g18193-like. NCBI's taxonomy places the organism in Eukaryota, Viridiplantae, Streptophyta, Magnoliopsida, Lamiales, Oleaceae. The coding region runs from base 194 to 1270 and encodes 358 amino acids. The transcript has a single exon. Gene Ontology annotation, molecular function: ATP hydrolysis activity; ATP binding. The record is from RefSeq and is a predicted model, not a curated record.
UCGCUACGUUUCUUCGACAGACCCAUCCAUUGACUCAUAGAGUCACAUUCUUAAUUCAUCUAUAAAAUAACCCUCUAAGAAUCAUUAAUCUGUCAUCACAAACCCAAAGCCCCAAAUUUCGAUUUCUCAGCAAACUCAAAGAAUAACAAAGAGCCUUCAAUCCCAAUAAUUUCUUUCAAAAAAUUUGCACAAGAUGCAGUCAUUUGGUGAUAUGCAAUCAAUGGCUUCCAAUAUAUUUUCAGCCUACGCAUCUGUUGCGGCAUCAAUGAUGCUAUUUCGAACCAUGGCGCAUGAUAUUAUCCCGAAGCCCGUAAAAUCUUACAUCAUAUCUGUUUUCACUCGAAUUUUCUGCUAUUUUUUCACUCCAUUGUCGACCCGAAUCACAAUGGUGGUGGACGAGAAAAAUGGGAUGACCCGCAACCAAAUCUACGACUCUGCUGAUGUUUAUCUGAACACAAAAAUCAGCCCAAAUACGGAGAGAUUCAAGGUAAGCAAGAAUCCCAAGAAGAAAAGUAUUAGUCUAAGUAUGGAGAAAAAUGAGCUGGUGAUUGAUACUUUCAACGGCAUUCAACUUGAAUGGCAGUUUGUGUUGAAAGUGCUUGAAAAUAAAAACGGUCAUUAUCAGCCAGAGAAAAGGUACUUUGAACUCCGUUUUAAUAAACAGUAUAGAGAAAUGGUGUUGAAUGAGUAUUUGCCUUUUGUAAUAGAAAAGGCCAAAGAAAUUAGGGGAAAAGACAGGAAUGUGAAAUUGUACACAAGGGAUUGCCCAUAUGCAGACGAUGAAGAAGGUGGAGUAAAAAAAGGUGGGAAUUGGGGUUGUGUGAAUUUGGAUCAUCCUGUGACUUUUGAGAAAUUGGCAAUGGACCCACAAUUGAAAACAGCAAUAAUUGAGGAUUUGGACAGGUUUGUGAGGAGAAAAGAGUACUACAAGAAAGUUGGAAAGGCUUGGAAAAGAGGGUAUCUUUUGUAUGGGCCUCCGGGGACUGGGAAAUCGAGCUUGGUUGCAGCAAUGGCGAAUUACUUGAAGUUCGAUGUCUAUGAUUUGGAGCUUACCAGUUUGCAUUCCAAUUCUAAUUUGAAAAGGACUUUGUUCUCGACUACCAAUCGAUCCAUUAUUGUGAUUGAAGAUAUUGAUUGCAAUGCUCCGAUGCUCAACCGGAAUGCUGAGCCUAAACUUUCUGAUACCAAGGUUAGUCGAAAUUUCAUGGCAGAAUUCGAUUACUUGCUUUACCUGUAUUAUUUCUGCGGUCGUGCUAGCUGUGCACAAUGAUAAGUAGCGUGAGAUAUGAUUAGGUCGGACUUAAAAAAUAAUAAUAACAAAAAUAAAAAUUGCUUCUCCACCCUCUUUUUUACAUUUCAUUUGUAUGUAAACAAACUUCGUCACGUCCAAGUACCAUUAUUCUUAUUUCUCUGCUUGCUAUUACUGGUGUUCUAGUGUCCUAGAAUCCUGGCUUAUGGGUCUAGCACGAGCUUGUCUAGGCCCUAUAUGGAAUCCUGGUCGGCUAGUUUAACCCCUGUUUGACUCUCUUUAAAUUAAAUAAAAUUUUUUUAUUUUUC